CGGCCAGUUUGCCAUCGUGAAGAGGUGCCAGGAGAGGAGCACGGGCACGGAAUACGCCGCCAAGUUCAUCAAGAAGCGGCAGAGCCGGGCGAGCCGGCGCGGGGUGAGCCGGGAGGAGAUCCAGAGGGAGGUCAGCAUCCUGCAGCAGGUCCUGCACCCCAACAUCGUCGAGCUGCACGACAUCUACGAGAACAAGACGGACGUGGUGCUCAUCCUGGAGCUGGUUUCUGGAGGAGAACUUUUUGACUUCCUGGCACAGAAGGAGUCUUUGAGUGAGGAGGAAGCAACCAGGUUCAUCAAGCAGAUCUUGGACGGCGUGAAUUACCUUCACUCCAAGAAAAUUGCUCACUUUGAUUUAAAGCCUGAAAACAUUAUGCUUCUAGACAAGAAUAUCCCAGUUCCACACAUCAAGCUCAUUGACUUUGGCCUGGCUCACAAAAUAGAAGAUGGAGUCGAGUUUAAAAACAUUUUUGGAACUCCAGAAUUCGUGGCUCCAGAAAUUGUAAACUAUGAACCACUUGGAUUAGCUGCAGAUAUGUGGAGCAUAGGAGUCAUCACCUACAUCCUGCUUAGCGGUGCAUCACCUUUCCUGGGAGAAACCAAACAAGAAACGCUUGCCAACAUCACAGCCGUGAAUUACGACUUUGAUGAAGAAUUUUUCAGCAAUACCAGUGACCUGGCCAAAGAUUUCAUUCAGAAGCUUCUGGUGAAAGACACACGGAAGAGGCUCACGAUUCAGGAAGCUCUGUCUCAUCCCUGGAUAACGCUGGAAGAAGAGCCCCGAGUGCAGGAGCACAGGAAGGUUGGGAGCAGCCAGCUGAAGGCCAAGCGGCUGAGGGAGUACACCAUCAAGUGCCACUCCAGCAUGCCCCCCAACAACACCUACGUCAACUUCGAGCGCUUCGCGCGCGUGGUCGAGGGCAUCUCCCGCACGGAGCGCGGCUGCGGCGCCCUGGCCGCCGCCCGGGACUCCCUGCAGGAGGACGUCGACGCUCUGCUCUCCAUCUACAACGAGAAGGAGGCUUGGUACAAAGAGGAGAGCGAGGGCGUGAGGCACAAGCUGUCCCAGCUGAAGUACGAGUGCCGGAAAAUCGAGUCCCUCAGGAGGCACCUGCAGGAGGAGAUCAAGGCUGUGGACGCCGGUCUGACGGGCGUGGCUGGGAGAUACACCAGCCUGCAGGGCCAGUAUGAAUCCCUCAGGCAGGAACUUUCAGAGGAACUCAGGUGGAUACAGGAUUUAAUGAGCGGUUUUCAGCUGGAAAACGAAGCGGGCGUGAACAGAAACUUCGACUCCGUGUUCAGCAAGGACGUGAACGAAUCGCUGAGGGAGCUGCUGAACAGAUCCCGCUGUGAAGAAUUCCUGGCAGGGUUGAAUCUUGGUGUAGCAGAAUCCCAGCAGUGACGCUGAG
This is a messenger RNA of Empidonax traillii (willow flycatcher), 1409 nucleotides long. It is a transcript of the gene DAPK2, whose product is annotated as death associated protein kinase 2. Gene Ontology annotation, molecular function: ATP binding; protein serine/threonine kinase activity. The record is from RefSeq and is a predicted model, not a curated record. The annotation marks the transcript as partial. The transcript is spliced from 8 exons. Gene Ontology annotation, cellular component: cytoplasm; nucleus. Gene Ontology annotation, biological process: positive regulation of apoptotic process; protein phosphorylation; intracellular signal transduction. NCBI's taxonomy places the organism in Eukaryota, Metazoa, Chordata, Aves, Passeriformes, Tyrannidae.